Messenger RNA from Rotaria sp. Silwood2, 1311 nucleotides. The record is from the annotation of a GenBank genome assembly. NCBI's taxonomy places the organism in Eukaryota, Metazoa, Rotifera, Eurotatoria, Philodinida, Philodinidae.
AUGUCUGCUACAAAGCCACAAACACGAACACUUCUUACUAGUCGACAACGAACAAUUCGGAUUGAGUUCUAUAAUAAAAAUCCUUAUCCAUCAUUGAGUGAACGUCAUCGACUUGUUCAAUUGACUGAUCGAACAUCUAAACAAAUUCAAGAUUGGUUUUCUAACCGACGACACACUGAUCCAAAACUUGUUGCUAUGCAACCAACUUUUGUUUCACAACCUCCAUCUCCAUCAUCUUCAAUAUACUUAGCAAUAGACCAUUUCUUACCGAAAUCUGAAUCAUUAUCACCCAUACAAACAAAUGAAGAUUAUUAUGAUGAAUCAUUUGAUAAUAUUAAUAAGAAUAACAAGAGAACUUCAACAGUAAAACGACCAAUGAAUGGAUUUUUAUUAUGGGCUCGAGGUGAACGAAAACGAGUAUCGAGUGAUGGUUAUGGUGUGAGUCAAACAUCAUUGAGUAAACUUUUAGGUGAAACAUGGCGGCGAAUGUCCGUCGAAGAGAAACAGCCAUUUUUAGACAUGGCUGAAACACUGAAAAGACAACAUCAUAUUGAUCAUCCCGGCUAUAGAUUCAAACCAAAACAACGCUCGUCGACCGCUAAUAGAACAAAAGCAAGAAAGCAAUGUGUACCUGACUCUCAACAACAAUUGUCAACGAUGAACUCUUCAUCACAUUAUUCAACUUCAUCUUCUCUUUUUUUUCAACAACAACAACAACAACAACAACAACAACAAACAUCAUCAUUUACUUCUGAUGCUACUCCUUAUAUUGUACAAUCAACAGUUCUAGCCAUGUGUCAAGCUAUUGCUCCAUCAUCAUCAUCGUUAUCGUCUGAUAAUAACAAUGAUUGGUUUUCAAAACUUAUUGAUCAACGUCAAUCUGUUAUUGUUGUUCGGCCUUCUCAGAUGCAAACAUCUCCAAUUUUAUCACGUCGAGCUGUACGUAUACAAAUUAUAAAUAAACAUGAUGAUAUUGCUAUACCUCCACCACCAUUAUUACCAAUGACACCUUCACCAUUAUCAUCAUCUUCAACUGUUCUCGAUGAAUCAACAUCAACAUUAAUCGAUUAUCUUAGUAAUACUUCUAAUAUGUUCAAUAUACCUAACAAUCAACCAGAUUUAAUGCCCGUUAUAGAUGACAUCAUUGGAUAUGAAACAUUACAAGAUUUAGCUAAUAAUCAAUUAAUGGACCUCGAUCAACCUUAUAAUAAUAGUGGUUGGAUCGAUACGCCUUUAUCAAACUUUGCUACAAAUUCUACGGAUAUAAACACAACACCACCAUAUUUAUCUUAUGAUUUUUUGAGCCUUUAA